This is a messenger RNA of Benincasa hispida (wax gourd), 1647 nucleotides long. Its product is annotated as RNA-binding CRS1 / YhbY (CRM) domain-containing protein. Gene Ontology annotation, molecular function: RNA binding. Lineage: Eukaryota; Viridiplantae; Streptophyta; Magnoliopsida; Cucurbitales; Cucurbitaceae. The record is from RefSeq and is a predicted model, not a curated record. Gene Ontology annotation, biological process: Group II intron splicing.
AAUCGAGUUCGCUGAUAAACCCUAAACCCUUUCCGGUUUUCCGUCAGUGUUCGUCCAUGCUCAAUCUGCCUCAUGUUCGUUAUCAGAAGAUUGUUCCUCCAAAACGCAAGUCCGUUUCCUCAUCCUCAUACAUCUCCUAAUCCACGUUUCUUCUACUCCAAACUCCGCGAUCACUACGCCUUUGAAUCCCCCCCUUCUAUCUCCCCAUCGCCGGAGCCCAAACCGCGCUCAAACAAACCUCCAAAACCGCGGUACAAACCGCCGUCGUCGCUCGAUCUUGUUGAUAAGAAGCCAAGGCGUUCAGAUUUGCCGUUCGAUUUCCAGUACAGUUACACGGAGACUAGCCCCUCGGUGAGGCCUAUUGGGCUUCGAGAACCGAAGUAUUCGCCGUUUGGUCCUGGGCGACUUGAUCGGAAAUGGACUGGGGUGUGUGCCCCGGCGGUGGACCCGAAGGCGACCACUGUAGAGGGCAUGGAAGAUCCAAAACUGGAAGAGAAGAGGAGGGUCAUGAGGGAGAAUAUACAAGGGGAGCCAUUGACAGGAGCCGAGAGAAAGGCCUUAGUGGAAACGUGUCAAAAGAAGAGAACAAAGAGGCAGAUUAAUUUGGGAAGAGAUGGUUUGACUCACAAUAUGUUAAAUGAUAUCCAUAAUCACUGGAGACAUGCUGAAGCAGUGAGGAUCAAAUGUCUAGGAGUUCCCACUGUUGAUAUGAAAAACGUGUGCAUGCAACUUGAGGACAAAACCUCUGGAAAGAUCAUUCAUAGGCAUGGUGGUUUUCUUGUUCUAUACAGAGGGAGGAACUAUAAUCCCAAGAAAAGGCCAUUCAUUCCCUUAAUGUUAUGGAGACCCCAUGAACCUAUUUAUCCCAGGUUGAUUAAAACUACAAUUGACGGACUAAGCAUUGAUGAAACAAAAGAAAUGAGAAAGAAAGGACUAGCUGUUCCUGCUUUGACAAAACUUGCAAAGAAUGGUUACUAUGGUAGUUUGGUACCCAUGGUUCGAGAUGCUUUUCUCUCCUGCGAGUUGGUUCGGAUUGACUGUCAAGGCCUUGAGAUUAGUGAUUACAAGAAAAUUGGCUGCAAGCUACGGGACCUUGUGCCUUGUAUCUUGGUGACAUUUGAGAAGGAGCAAAUUGUAGUUUGGAGGGGCAAGGAUUACCAGCCCUUGGACUCUGGAUGUUAUAUUUCAGUUAGAGAGUCCUUUGAUGAUGUUGAUGGUAAUAUGAAUUGUGUCGACCAUGAUGAGGAUGACGAUGAUUACUGCGAUGGGGGCAUUCAUUCUGGUAAUGAUGAGUAGUGCUUUAGUUGCUUCAUAUCACAUGUAAAUCAUUCUCCAAAGUAUCAGGAUCUUUUUAGCCUGAAGAUUGACCCAUAUUCUUUACCCAUAUCUCCUAUUGCCUUAUUCUUUUGCUCUCUUCCAUUGAAGGAGGGUGAAAAUCCUGUCCGGAGGUUCAAACAUUUAAUUUUUUGAUCGAGAGUAUAUAUCUUAGCCAUUUUAAUCGAGAGUAUAUAUCUUAGUCGGUUAAACUAUGUCCAAGUUGAGUUGAGCUAUGUCUACCAAGGGAAAUGUCUAAAAGAUGAUUAUAGAUUAUUUAUUGAAUCAUUGUAGUGUUUUAUUUAGAUUGGCUUCACACUUUUUGUUAUUGCA